AUGGAUGAAAUAUCUUUAACAAAAGAGUUUUUUGAUAGACAAGAAGUGGAUGAUACUCUACAAAAUAUUAGAAAGCAAUAUUUAGAAUCUAAGAAAAAUCUACAGAAGUUAGUUAUGAUGAAACAAUCGCCUGCAAAUACAGAAGAAUUUAAAGUUCCCUCUAUUCCAAAACAAAAACCGCCCAAACCUACUAGACCAUCAGAUAUUGACGAGAAGCUACGAAGAGAGUUGAGAAGUAGUAGAGUUACAACAAAUACUGUUGAAAAUACUCCAGCUCCUUUGGGGAAAGAAACCAUAACAGAUACCUUGAUUUUGGUAAAUGAAGUAAGGUCAAUGAAGAACAUUAUACAAGAACAGCGUGCAAUGAUCAGGGAUCUCAGCCAAGAUCUUCAGGUUCAACGAUCUAUGAGCUAUGAAUUACAAUCCAAAAUUCACAGAUUGGAGGCACAUAUUAGACAAGUAGAGUUAAAUAUGAGAGGAAGUAAACAACCAUAUGGUGAAUAUCCUGGUAAUGAUAUAUUUGAUACUAAUCGUUCAAAUUAUUCGACGACAGAAAUUGAAAAUAUCCCAAAAAGAUCGGCCUGGCGAACACAUUCCUUAACUGCACCAUCUAGUUCAAGCCAUAGUUCGUAUUCUAAUAGUUCAAAUAUGAAUAAUAUCAAUAAUUCAUAUUCAUACCAGAGUUAUUCCACAAUGGAAGAUAGCACCACUAGACUAAUACAGUUAUCAAACCCUAAAUAG
Vanderwaltozyma polyspora DSM 70294 is the source of this 741-nucleotide messenger RNA. It is a transcript of the gene SPC29, whose product is annotated as Spc29p. Gene Ontology annotation, biological process: spindle pole body duplication. The coding region runs from base 1 to 741 and encodes 246 amino acids. Gene Ontology annotation, cellular component: central plaque of spindle pole body. The transcript has a single exon. Gene Ontology annotation, molecular function: structural constituent of cytoskeleton. Lineage: Eukaryota; Fungi; Ascomycota; Saccharomycetes; Saccharomycetales; Saccharomycetaceae. The record is from RefSeq and is a predicted model, not a curated record.